CUGAGCGCCGAGGGUCGGCUUGCCGGCUCGCUCGCUUUUGCUCGCUGCCGUCGGAACGCGAUGAUCUAGUGCGCUUUUUGCUCCAAAGCAACUGCCCGACGACAACAUGGAAAGUGCCUUUUGACGCCCGCUCUUCAACGUUGGAUCCGCACACGAUUGGUGAAGAUGGAUUUGGACACGAUCCUGCCGGACGUGGGUGAAUUCGGCACGUACCAGCAGGUGAUUUUGUACCUGGUGCUGCUGCCAGGCGUGCUGCCAUGCGGCUUCCACGCGUACAACCAGAUUUUCAUGUCGGCCAGUCCGCAGCACUGGUGUCACGUGCCUGCCCUCGACGAGUCCAACCUCACCCUCGAGCAGAGCCGCAAUCUUAGCAUUCCCCUGGAGAAGGACGGCUCGUUCAGCCAGUGCCGCAUGUACACCGACCUGUCUGAGCCGCGUCAAAAUGAAACGACAACUUCUUGCCAACACGGAUGGGACUACGAUUUUUCAGAGUACAUCAAUACCAUUGUCACGGAGUGGGACAUUGUGUGCGAUAAAACGUUUUACACGACGCUCGCCCUGGUUCUGCUCGGGGCCGGAGGCCUCGUCGGCAACUAUAUUUUCGGCUACCUUCAAGAUAGUUUGGGUCGUCGGCCUUCAUUUUUCAUCUACUUGCUCAUCCAAUGCGCGUUCGGCAUCGCCACCGCGUUUGCUCAAGAUUUUACGACGUGGAUGGUGCUGCGAGUCGGAGUCGGCUUCACCGUGCCCGCCAUCCUCGGCACGCCCUACGUUUUAUCGAUUGAGCUGGUUGGGCCGGAAAAGCGCACCCUCUGCACCAUCAUGACCAACAUCGCGUACUCGCUCGGCCUCGUUUUGCUCUCGGCCGUCGUCUACCUGGUGCGCGACUGGCGCCAACUCGCGCUCGCCACUUCACUGCCUUUCCUCUCAUUUUUCUUCUACUGGUGGGUUCUCCCAGAAUCUCCAAGGUGGCUGCUUGCUCGAGGCCGGUUUGAAGAAGCAGAGCAAAUUCUCAAAACGAUGGCUCGUGUGAAUGGAAAAGUCCUUCCAGCAGAUUACUUUGUUCGGCUCAAGCGGCGGCAACAAGUGGAGCUGCACCUGUUGGAAAAGAAGCAGCAGACGAAGGAGCGGUCGUAUGGGCUGCUGGACCUGCUUAGGACUCCGAACCUGCGCCGCAAAACGCUCAUAAUCACGUUCAUCUGGUUCACCAACACGUCCGUGUACGUCGGCCUGUCGUACUACGCGCCGGUGCUUGGCGGCGACGAGUUCCUCAACUUCUUCUUGGCCGGCGUCGUCGAGCUGCCCACUUACAUCUUCCUCUGGCCUGCCAUGGACUGCUGGGGCCGCCGCUGGACCCUCUGCCUUAGCAUGGUCAUCGGCGGCUCUGCCUGCCUCGCCACUUUCCUCGUCCAAAAUGACGAUUUGAUAACCCUGUCGCUGUACUGCGUUGGAAAAAUGGGAAUAUCCUCCAGCUACGUGGUGCUGCCGCUGAUGGCGUCCGAAUUGUACCCAACCGUGGUUCGAGGUCUAGGAAUGAGUUUCAGCUCCGUCGUCGGCAUGCUCGGCCCGACCCUCAUUCCUCUCGUCAAUUACCUGGGCGAGGAAAUGUUGGUGCUGCCGUUGAUGGUGAUGGGCGCCCUUCUCGUGCUCGGCGGCGCUUUCAGCCUCAUGCUGCCGGAGACGCUGCACCAGGGCUUGCCCAACACGCUUGAGGACGGCGAGGAGUUCGGAAAUAAUUGGAAAUGGUCCGACUGCUUCACUUGCCGACCGCCGAAAAAGCAGCAGAGAGCUCGUCGUCCUGAAUAUUCAGAGUCUCCAAUCACAAGUUUGCUGGAGCACCAGGUGAGCGUGAGAAAGAAGGCGGCGUCUCCGCAGGCGGACGGCUAUCCCGGCAAAGAGGAGGUUUACAUGAUCAGCGUCGUGUGAUCGCAUGAAUAACUCUAUAAAUUAGAGGUAGACAAGGUAUGCAACCUGUUGGUCAAGCGCGACAAACAGGUUGCCUAAUUAACCAAUUCUGAUGCAUCCGUUUGGAAAUAAAAUAAAAUUUUGUAUCGUGUCCAAGAGCGAGUUUGAUUCGAAUGAGAAAGUGCGGCUGGUCCAGAGAAACAGUAUUUUUAUUUGCUAGUUGUGGGUACAAAGUGGUUUUGUCGAUGCAAAAACUGAGUUAUAAAUACCAAAAUGUCCUCUGAUGGUAAUAUAAUAAUAAACAUUAGCAUAAAUCACUCGACUACAAAAAACAGCGCUGACCAAGCAGGCGAAAAUGAUUGUACUGUAAACUAGUGCAUUCUGAUGAGACGACAACAUAAAUUAACUAAUUAAACCUCUGCAGAGUUACGUGUGUGUGUGUGUAUGUGUGUUUGUGUCUAGCUAACAUUUCUUGAUAUACUUGGAUGAACACUCAAUAUACUGCUAGCUCGUUUUGUGUUGGUACAUGCCAUAAUUGAUUAUAGUUGCGUUUACUUUACAUAUAACUCCAUAUUGAUUAGCUCCGUUUGCUUUUGUGUUUAUACAUAUUUAAGGGAAACGUAACAACUAA
Messenger RNA from Cloeon dipterum, 2533 nucleotides. RefSeq names its product beta-alanine transporter-like. Gene Ontology annotation, biological process: transmembrane transport. Gene Ontology annotation, molecular function: transmembrane transporter activity. Gene Ontology annotation, cellular component: membrane. The coding region runs from base 166 to 1923 and encodes 585 amino acids. The record is from RefSeq and is a predicted model, not a curated record. The transcript is spliced from 12 exons. Lineage: Eukaryota; Metazoa; Arthropoda; Insecta; Ephemeroptera; Baetidae.